Colletotrichum truncatum is the source of this 918-nucleotide messenger RNA. RefSeq names its product NAD(P)-binding protein. The record is from RefSeq and is a predicted model, not a curated record. Lineage: Eukaryota; Fungi; Ascomycota; Sordariomycetes; Glomerellales; Glomerellaceae.
AUGACCAGGGUUGAGAAAGUUGCCGUUCUCGGUGCCACCGGUUCUCUCGGUGAGGUCCUCAUUCCAGCACUUCGCGCUGCCAAUUUCGAUGUAACCUGUAUCCUGCGUCCCGCAAGCAAAUCAAUCAUCCAAGGAGUCACCAUCAAGAGAGCAGAGUACACCGAUAAGGAAGCCUUGACGUUGGCCUUAGAAGGCCAGGACGCAAUAGUCGAGGCCUUCAAUCCGGCGGCCGCAAUUCAUCAGAAACAAAUCCUCCAAGCAGUGCUUGCCGCGGGGGUGAAGCACAUAAUCACACCAGACUUCAGCGGCAACACGUUCCAUCCACGCGCCGAGGAUGUUCUCAUCUUCAAUCCCAAGAUCAAGGCUCAGCGUGAGCUCGAAAAGGUAGUCGCUGACUCCGACGGCAAAUUGUCAUGGACAGCGAUAGUGACGGGGCCGUGGUACGACUGGGCGAUCGAGAAGGAGAUAUUCUGGGUCAACAAAGAGAAGAAGGUCAUCACGCGCCACGGCUCGGGAGACCAGCGAUACAGCAUCAGCAGACACGCGCUUAACGGCGAGGCGCUGGUUGCUGUGCUGAAAGACCUUGACAAGUAUAAAAACCGGCCUGCAUAUUUUGCUAGUCACACUGUUUCAACUAAUCAGCUUGUUGCUAUUGUCAAAGAUUUGGGGCUUGAAGGGUGGACGGUUGUUGAUACUCCGUUUGAUGGGCUAUACCAGAAGGCUCACGAGCUGUGGCAGAGGGACACGGAUAAUGGUGUCCAGGACAGACUGAACUCCAAAGCGUACGAGGCUCUUUCCACUGUUGCGCUUCUGGACCAAGACAAUCGCUAUGGAUCCAACUUUGAGAGCCAGGUUGAACCGGGUUGGGAUGAAGGGAAGAUUGCGUUGAAAGAGAACUUGAGGAAACUACUCAGUUAG